UGUUCUGAAAGUUCAUUCUGUUGGCUUCUCUCUAGCUGUUCAGUUGUGGAAGAGAAGUUCUCUAGUUGGACUGUUACAAGACUUGAAUUUAAAAGAAAAUGAAGAUUGCCAUUGUGCUCAUUGCUUACGCUAUUGGGUUGAUCGAGGCACAAAAUGGUUUGAAAGUUGAUGUAGUUUCUCUUCCCAGUGAUUGCCUGCAGAAAUCGCAAAACGGCGACUUUCUCUCAAUGCAUUACACUGGCACACUAACUGAUGGCAAAAAGUUUGAUUCAAGCUUCGACAGGAACCAACCAUUUCGCUUCCGUCUUGGUUCCGGGCAGGUCAUUAAAGGCUGGGAUUUGGGUUUGACUGAAAUGUGCCCAGGUGAAAAACGCAAGUUAACGAUCCCAAGUGCGUUGGGUUACGGCCAGAGAGGAGCUGGCAACGUGAUUCCAGGAGGUGCUACUCUUUUGUUUGAUGUGGAGCUUGUCAGCAUCAGCAAGUCAUAAAUUGCGUGGCUUCAUAUCUUCAGCCAAUAAGAGAGACGAUAAUGUAGGACGGAUUCGUCACUCCAAUGAAGUUCGCUUUUAAUUGUGAUUUUUCUACCUACAGGGGAAUAAACGCAAUAAACCAUUUUUAUCGUCAUUAAA
Molecule: messenger RNA, 629 nt
Organism: Daphnia pulicaria
Lineage: Eukaryota; Metazoa; Arthropoda; Branchiopoda; Diplostraca; Daphniidae
Product: FK506-binding protein 2-like
Exons: 3
Coding region: 99-488 (129 amino acids)
Biological process (GO): protein peptidyl-prolyl isomerization
Molecular function (GO): peptidyl-prolyl cis-trans isomerase activity
Source: RefSeq, a predicted model, not a curated record